AUGGGCUUCAUUGUUGCGGUCGAUGGUAUUGUAAAAGCCGUCGAGAACUUCACCAACACUUUCCACAACUAUCAGGAGAGUGCUUAUUUCAUAUUCGGGCAAGGAUAUGGGAGUAUUUAUGCAAUAUUAGCCUCUCAACGACUGCUGAAUGCGGUCGAUGGUAUUGUAAAAGCCGUCGAGAACUUCACCAACACUUUCCACAACUAUCAGGAGAGUGCUUAUUUCAUAUUCGGGCAAGGAUAUGGGAGUAUUUAUGCAAUAUUAGCCUCUCAACGACUGCUGAAUAGCAAAACUGGUAUAAAACUGAAGAGAGUGGGCUUGGAAAAUUCGCUUCUGAGCUAUACUUUAAUCAAUAUCAUGCCGAACGAAAUGUACUUCAGUGGGCUACUUGGCAGAGAGUAA
Molecule: messenger RNA, 402 nt
Organism: Gongylonema pulchrum
Lineage: Eukaryota; Metazoa; Nematoda; Chromadorea; Rhabditida; Gongylonematidae
Source: the annotation of a GenBank genome assembly